UUCAAUCAAAGCCCAUAGAAAGUGACCCACCACUCUCUGCCUUCAGGGCGGGUGCUAUCCUACAACUGAAAAAAGCACACCAAAUUCUCAGAGAAGGCUCACUCCCAGAACUGGAUCUGGAGUUCCCGUAAUAAUGUGGAAGCACGGAAACAAAUCAAAGGCAUGGAAUGGGCCUCAAAACCGAUGGGUCGCAUUUCUCGCAGUAUGUUUUACAUUAGUUUUUCUAGUUUUCAUAUUGUCAGCUGGCAACACCGUCCCAAAGACCAGUUCAUUACUUGGACUUCCGGAGGAAAAGUGGAAUAGCUAUGAGUCAGUGGUGCGGUUUUCUCCAACCUUAGAGUUUCCAAAUGGAACAGAAAUAAUAUGGCAAAUACCAGAUUCACCUAAAGCAGUUCUUUUUCUGGCGCAUGGUUGCGGAGGUAGAGCUCCUCAUUUUUGGGAUAAAUCUUCUCACUGCCCUGACUGCAUUGGUUUGCCAGAGGAAAGGCUAAUUGCUCUUAAUUCUCUUGCCCGAAAGUUUGCUGUCAUUACCAUAUCAAGUGUGGGGACAUGCUGGACUAUGGGGAAGGAGCUAAUUAGAGUUAAAGAUAUUAUCAGAUGGUGGGUUGAGAAAAACAAGCUUGAAAAGCUUCCUCUUGUUGCUAUGGGGGCCUCUUCUGGGGGAUACUUUGUUUCUGUGCUUGCCACUGUGUUGAAGUUCAAUAGUAUUGCAAUCAUGAUUGCCGAAGGGGUGUUUGAUCGAGUCAAAAUAGAAGAGAGCUAUCCCCCAACCCUUUUCAUGCACAUGCCCAAAGAUAUAGUUAGGCAGCAGAAGAUUGAUGAGUACAUGAAAGUUUUGAGGAAUAAAGGUGUUGAUGUUGCAGAGCUCAAAUGCAUGGAGUUCCCCUUGUCGCCACAUCUCUUAGCUGAUAGAAUCCCAGGUCUUGAUCAGUCUGUUUCUGCUAAGUUGUUUGAACUCUUCCGGCAAAAGGGUUUUAUCGAUGAGAAUGGAUAUAUGAAGAAUGAUGGCCGUAGAACACAUUGGAAAGAAGCUGUGAGAGAGAGUAAAAUUAUUUCUCUAGACAAGCAUCUGGCCCAUUACAUCCAAGAGGAGUUAAAUCUUGCAUUUGCGUACCAUGAAAUGACCAGCUUGCACUCUGACAGGAUGUUUAAAUGGUUUGAAUCUCAUAUGAGGUAACCGCUUGCCAAAUUCUCCCUUGCUUUGCCUGAUUUGAUGGAUCUGGCCCCAGCUUUGAAGUAAUUUCAGUGCAUGGCUUAGCACCAGCUUUUUGUUCGGUACUUGUUUGAAGGUUGCACGAUGAAGAGUGUACAUGAUAGAUAUACAGUAUCUGUUAGGUCAACUGUAAACUUGGCUGCCCAAUGUAAGUGUAAAUUAAUCUUCCUAUUACAUCAUUUGGAAGUAAGAAAGAAUUAUAAAAGUAGUUUUCUGUUCAAUAAGAUA
This is a messenger RNA of Malus domestica (apple), 1441 nucleotides long. RefSeq lists its product as uncharacterized. NCBI's taxonomy places the organism in Eukaryota, Viridiplantae, Streptophyta, Magnoliopsida, Rosales, Rosaceae. The record is from RefSeq and is a predicted model, not a curated record.